GAGUCUUUCAUUCCUUCUGUCUGCCCUCCAAGCACUCCCAAUAAGAGUGAACACCCAGUAAUUGGAGUUCAGGUCCACCCAGGCUGUAUCGCGAUGAGCUCGCAACGGAGCAAUCCCCACGGCCAGAAGCGGCCACGCAUCGGCGAGCGGACUAUGCUAGCCUGCACCCACUGCAAGCAGAAGAAACUCAAGGUUCAAUCAAGGCUGACGUUGAUAAACCUACCUCUGCCACGACUGACGCUGAUAUUCCCUGGCAGUGUGAUGCGCAGAGCCCGAGAUGUCACAACUGCGUGAGGACAGGACGAGGUGUGUUCUUAACCUGUCAUAGUCCUCCCAAUUUGACUGAUCCCUUCCAUCGCCUAUGGCCCCGCUCACCCGGAACCGCAGAAUGCCUCGUCGAAGAUCCCGCAACAGGGCAGCAUCGCCCUCGCGACUAUAUGCAGUCGCUGGAGUCGCGAGUGGCCUACCUUGAGUCCCUCCUGCAGCUGGUACGCCCCGACGUUGCCCUGGAUCACUUCCCGCCCUCACACGACCAGCGUCAGUCGACACCCGGCCAUGCGGGGCCGCUCGACCAGGCACAGCGAGCCGGUUCCCAUGACCCGGAACAGAAUAUGGACGUUCUGUCAUCCGAGGUCGCGCUCCUGUGUCUCAGCGCUGCGGGGCGUGAGCCCCAUUACUUCGGCCCGUCGUCGGCCUUGUCUUUCUCCCGGAUCGUCAGCACCACCCUCGGGCUGACGAAGAGGGGCAGCAGCUCACAGCAGGACGUGAACGGGCCCGACCUGGUCGAUCAGGAGAUGCGGCGCAGUCAGAAGCCGAGGUUCCCGUCGCCACGCGUCGCGGCGGCGCUGUCCGAGGCAUACUUCAACAACAUCCAUCCGCAGUACCCGUUCCUUCACCGGCCGACAUUCAAUCACUGGGAACAGGAAUGUACCGCUGCAAAUGUGUCUGGGGACCUCGAAACCGCCAAGCCCAUGUCGUUGUUCUUUACCCUAAUGGUCUAUGCCAUCGGGUCGCUUGUCACAUCGGCUACCCAACGCGACUCUGCAGAGGGUUAUUAUUACAUGGCAUUAGACUACAUUGCCCCGGUUCUCGAUCUCGAGACGUUCGAGUCCCUCCAAGCGAUCCUGUGCUGCGCCGUCUUUUCCGUCCGCUCUCCGGUCGGGGUCAGCCUGUGGAAGAUAUCAGGCAUGGCCAUCCGGCAGUGCAUCGAGUUGGGCUACCACCGGAGCGCGGCAAAGUACCGGAAGCACGCCGACCCGCUGACGGUUGAGAUAUCCAAGCGCAUCUUCUGGGUCGCAUACGACAUCGACCGCGUCGCAGGCCUGAUCCUGGGCAGGCCAUUCGGCAUCCCCGACGAGGCCAUCGACGUCGAGCUGCCGCUGGAUAUCGACGACGAAAACGUCACCCGCGACGGCUUCCUCCGGGGCCCCAGGAUCGAUCCCGGUGACCCGCCGACCAACAUGACGGGGGCCCUCCACGUCAUCGGGCUGCGGCGGCUCUGGUCGAGGUUCGCCGGGACGCUGUACCGGUCGAUAUCGCGGCGGGACGGGGUCGACACGGACGCACUGAUCGACGGGCUCCGGCGGGAGCUGGAGGAGUGGCACGCAUCGAUCCCCGACCAGCUCUUCUGCGCGUCGACGCACCCGCUGUCGGUGUUCGCGUCGAGGGAUUGGUUCCACCUGGCGUACGAGCACUCGAUCCUGCUGCUCUACCGCCACCACAUGACGGGCGAGCAGCAGGUCACGUCGCAGGACCCGGCCGAGCGGCGGAAGAGGACGGACCGCAUCUUCGAGGAGUGCGCGUCCUCGGCAAGGCAGAUGUGCAUCCGAUACCGCAGACUGUACCAGAGCUCCUCGAUCCAGUUCACCUGGGGGUCGCUGCACAUUCUCUUCCUGGCAGGGCUGACGUACCUGUUCUGCCUGUGGCGGUGCGCACGGGUCCGCGAGAAGUCGCGGCAGAUUGAUGUGGUGAACACGUGCAUGGCCUGCACCAUGGUGCUGACCGUCACGGCAGAGCGGUGGAACUUUGCGACGCCGUACCGCGACAUAUUCGAGCUGCUGUCGGUCAAGACCAUCAGCAUGGUCUGCGGCGACGCCGAGUUGCCCGUCGGCGGGGGUACGGGUCUCGGCGCGGGGCUCGGUGCUGGGCUUGGCGACGUGCUCGGCGGUCCCGGCUCCUCCGCGGAGGCCCUCGGCCCGCCCGUCCCCGAGUUGGCGUCGUUCCAGGACUGGCUUGCCGGCCUCGGGGACGUGCCCAUUCCAGCAGAGUCGGAGUGGCUGGUCGAGGAGCUGCUGAACGGCAUCCGCGACUUCGAGGCCAAUCCCGCCCCCGCAGGUGGCAAUAAUGACAUGUCCUUCUUCACAGGCGGCCGUCCCCUCGCUGUCGACCCGAUGGUGGCAGACGACAUGACCCUUGGGGGCGAGACGUUGGGCGGUGGGACUUGAUUGCCCCAAGACAGCCUGUCUCAAUUGUACCAUUCAUUAAACGAACCAUUACUACGUUAUAGCGCUAUAUCGCCU
This is a messenger RNA of Phialemonium atrogriseum, 2519 nucleotides long. Its product is annotated as fungal-specific transcription factor domain-containing protein. The record is from RefSeq and is a predicted model, not a curated record. The coding region runs from base 438 to 2444 and encodes 668 amino acids. Lineage: Eukaryota; Fungi; Ascomycota; Sordariomycetes; Cephalothecales; Cephalothecaceae. Gene Ontology annotation, molecular function: sequence-specific DNA binding; DNA-binding transcription factor activity, RNA polymerase II-specific; zinc ion binding. Gene Ontology annotation, biological process: DNA-templated transcription; positive regulation of transcription by RNA polymerase II. The transcript has 3 exons.